CUGCACAUGCGCAAAAUUGUUCGAAUUCUCGCUAUAAUUCCCCCUUUCUUUCCAAUUCCUCUUUUUUCAAUCGAGAUUUUCCGACCAUACCAAAUAUCUCGUUAUUAUUAUAACCUACCAUGUCGGUGUUGCAUUGUUGCAGGUGUACCAAUGUCAGGAAUAUGUGUGAAAAUAGCAACGUUCUGAUCCACAGACUUAGCGGGAAGAGUUGGACGGUGUUGGUAGCAUUGCUCUUUCCUCUAAUAAUGUUGUUUUAUGACGGGGACAUGUACCGCCACCUGCUGGGGAAGCACCGCAGGGCCUGGACCAGCCACGCGUGCCUGGCGCCGAGGCCCUUCCCCCACCAGGAGAUCCUCAUCAAGUACAGCGGGAACGCGGCCAGCCAUCCUGGCACCAGCAUGUACGCCCGAGGCCACGGCGUCCUCGCUUCUGCCGAGGCCCUGUCCCCUCUGAGGAUGGCCGGCGGAGACAUGGGCAACUCCGUCCCGCUGUACGAGUCGGUGCAGUGCCUCCCGCUGGCGUCCCUCCUCCUCGCCCUCAACGUGUCCCACGUGCAGUUCGUGUCGCUGGACGUCGAGGGCGCCGAGCCGGCCAUCCUCGACACUUUCCCGUGGCAGGACAUCACGGUCGACGCUUGGCUGGUGGAGCACGUUGUGAACACCACGAACGGAGACGCGACCGGCGAAAGCGAGGGGUCGCGAAUCAACGACCUUGCCGCAGACCAUGGUUCGAGUGCCGAGGCGAGACGAAACGACAAAACUAACCAAGAUACUGAAUUUGUUGAUUUUUUCAUCUCUCGCGGGUACAGUCUCUUUCCUAUGGAUACACGCAGACUAUUAGAUAAUUACCUCUUUAUAAGAAAAGAAUCUAAUAUCUAUUACAGACUUAAGGCUAAUAAUGAUUUCGGUGGUGAUUAAUUAACAAGGAAAAAAAAUCAAAUGUACAAAAAAGUAUGUAUGUAUGUUUAAAUUGAUCUCCAAAUCCAGUCAUUUGUCGUAAUAAAGGUUCAGCACCAGUAACAGCCUUGAUAAAAAUGCUUGUCAUUUCAGAUCAAUACGAAUUAUACUCGUGCUUCUUUUUCCCCAAGUUCACCCCCAUAAACACCAGCCGAAGUCUGUCAAGGCGAGAAAUCGGUACUCUAGCAGAGAAAUAUAUUCAACUGAC
Messenger RNA from Penaeus monodon (black tiger shrimp), 1164 nucleotides. RefSeq lists its product as uncharacterized. Lineage: Eukaryota; Metazoa; Arthropoda; Malacostraca; Decapoda; Penaeidae. The record is from RefSeq and is a predicted model, not a curated record.